Volvox carteri f. nagariensis is the source of this 396-nucleotide messenger RNA. RefSeq lists its product as uncharacterized. The transcript has 4 exons. The record is from RefSeq and is a predicted model, not a curated record. Lineage: Eukaryota; Viridiplantae; Chlorophyta; Chlorophyceae; Chlamydomonadales; Volvocaceae. Bases 1 to 396 code for a protein of 131 amino acids.
AUGGGCUCGCUUCUCAGCACCUCUCCAGAGGUUACGCAUGCACGCACACGACGCUGGUUUAUUUUGGAACGGAACCUCGGUGCGUCGACAUACGCAUCCCGAGUUCGCAAGCAAGAGGAGGCCGUGAAACAAGCAGCAGCAGGUUCCAACCAGAAUCGCCGUCGCGGACCGCCCCGGUCGCCCCCGCCCCGUUUUAGCGACUCCAGCAUGCGGCAUCCGCGGUCGCUGUCAUUGCUGGUGGUGGCGGUGGUGGUGGUGCCUCGCUCUUGCGCCACCGCUCCCGCCUGGUGUGUGGCCGCCUACAUACUUGAGGUAUCUGCGCAUCUGGAGCUUCUCUUCUGCUCGUUCAGCUGUCGUUCGACAGACCUCUUUGGAGGGCCGUGUGUGCUGCUGUAG